Molecule: messenger RNA, 4689 nt
Organism: Pipra filicauda (Wire-tailed manakin)
Lineage: Eukaryota; Metazoa; Chordata; Aves; Passeriformes; Pipridae
Gene: PDZRN3
Product: PDZ domain containing ring finger 3
Exons: 7
Coding region: 187-2277 (696 amino acids)
Biological process (GO): neuromuscular junction development; protein ubiquitination
Cellular component (GO): neuromuscular junction
Molecular function (GO): protein binding; ubiquitin protein ligase activity
Source: RefSeq, a predicted model, not a curated record
CAGGUCAAUGGGAAGGAUUUGUCCAAGGCCACGCACGAGCAGGCGGUGGAGGCUUUCAAAACAGCCAAGGAGCCCAUUGUGGUGCAGGUGCUGAGGAGGACCCCGCGCUCCAAGGCCUUCCCUCCUGCUCAUGACUCCCAGCUGGUGGAUGUGGGCACCCAGACAGACAUCACCUUCGAACACAUCAUGGCUCUGAGCAAGAUGGGCUCUCCCACCCCUCCCGUCUCCGUGCUGGACCCGUACCUCCUGCCUGAAGACCAUCCAUCAGUGCAUGAAUACUAUGAUCCAAAUGACUACAUGGGAGGAAUUCAUCAAGAAAUGGACCGGGAUGAGCUGGAAUUAGAGGAAGUCGAUUUACAUAGAGUGAACAGCCAGGACAAGCUUGGCCUCACUGUCUGUUACAGGACCGAUGAUGAAGAUGACAUGGGGAUUUAUGUGAGUGAGAUCGAUCCCAACAGCAUCGCUGCCAAGGACGGGCGGCUCCGGGAAGGGGAUCGCAUUAUUCAGAUCAACGGCAUAGAGGUGCAGAACCGAGAGGAAGCUGUGGCACUUCUGAGCAGUGAGGAGAGCAAGAAUAUCUCCUUGCUUGUGGCAAGACCAGAAAUUCAGCUGGAUGAAGGAUGGAUGGAUGAUGACAGAAAUGAUUUUCUGGAUGACUUGCACAUGGACAUGUUAGAGGAACAGCACCACCAGGCAAUGCAAUUUACUGCCAGCAUGCUUCAGCAGAAGAAGCAUGAGGAGGACGGAGGUACCACGGACACAGCCACUAUUUUAUCCAACCAGCACGAGAAGGACAGCGGCGUGGGGCGCACGGACGACAGCACCCGCAACGACGAGAGCUCCGAGCAGGAGAACAACGGGGACGAUCACACCACGUCCUCCAACACCCUGGGCAGCCAGAAGAAGCUGACGUACAGCCACGACACCCUGGGGAGCGGCGAUAUGCAGUUCAGCAACGAGUCGUUUAUCUCGGCCGACUGCACAGACGUCGACUUCCUCGGCAUCCCCGUGGACGAGUGCGAGCGGUUCCGCGAGCUGCUGGAGCUGAAGUGCCAGGUGAAGUCUGCCAACCCUUACAGCCUCUACUACCACAACAGCACCCUGGACAUGAGCAAAAGCGACCAGGAGAGCGUGGACAGGGAGCUGGAGAUGCUGAACGAGGAGCUGCGCAACAUCGAGCUGGAGUGCCUGAACAUCGUGAGGGCUCACAAGAUGCAGCAGCUGAAGGAUCAGUACCGGGAGCCCUGGAUGCUGCACAACAGCGGCUUCCGCAACUACAACACGAGCAUCGACGUGCGCAGGCACGAGCUCUCGGACAUCACGGAGCUCCCGGAGAAGUCUGACAAGGACAGCUCGAGCGCCUACAACACCGGGGAGAGCUGCCGGAGCACACCCCUCACGCUGGAGAUCUCCCCCGACAAUUCCCUGCGCAGAACUGCGGAAGGCGUUAACUGUCAAGGUAACGAGGGGGCAGCGGCACAUAAUGCCUCCCAAAAGAAUUUGUUUGCCGGCUCGGAAAGCCACGAAUCCAGCGCUGGUAAAUGCCACGCCUCUGCUAAAGAUCCCGACCUCGGCAAGCAGCUGGAGAGCAAGGAGAGAAAAGCCAGUGAUGGAAGCAAAAGCCCUACACACGGUCAGAAGCCUUCUGGCUCCUACACGUCCCCGUAUCACCACUCUCCGUAUAAACACGCUCAUAUCCCUGCCCACGCCCAGCACUAUCAGAGCUACAUGCAGCUGAUCCAGCAGAAAUCCGCCGUGGAGUAUGCCCAGAGCCAGAUGAGCCUGGUGAGUAUGUGCAAAGACUUCAGCUCGGGCCAGAGCGAGCCGAGGAUGGAGUGGAAAGUCAAGGUCAGGAGCGACGGGACCCGGUACAUCACCAAGAGGCCGGUCAGGGACAGGCUGCUGAGGGAACGCGCCAUAAAGAUCAAGGAGGAGCGCAGUGGGAUGACCACUGAUGAUGAUGCCAUAAGUGAGAUGAAGAUGGGCCGUUACUGGAGCAAGGAAGAGCGGAAGCAGCAUUUGGUGAAGGCGAAGGAGCAGAGGAGGAGGCGUGAGUUUAUGAUGCAGAGCAGGUUAGAGUGCUUAAAGGAGCAGCAAGGUGCGGAAGAAAAGAAAGAGAUGAACAUCAUUGAACUGAGCCACAAAAAAAUGAUGAAGAAGAGGAAUAAAAAAAUAUUUGACAAUUGGAUGACAAUCCAAGAACUGCUAACCCACGGAACAAAGUCACCGGACGGCACACGGGUGUACAAUUCCUUCCUGUCAGUGACUACUGUAUAAUCACCAGUGCUAAAUUAUGUACAUAAAACACUACCAUUGGGGUAGGAAUCAAUGCCUCGUUCAAUGUGGCAAGAUUUUUGUAUAUAAGAUACAGUCACCAGUUUAUAGUUCAAAUACUGAACUCUGCAACUGUGGGUGCCAGGAUCUCCAUUAUAAAGUGGAGAGGAAGCUUGCCCAUCUCCUUCAAAGGCAAUAUUAGCAGUGCUUUUUGGAAUACUGAUUGUACUUUUUUACUUGUUACCUUUUACAUGAAGUGUUUAAAUAUCAGAAAUGUAUUAACCAUACUUACACAGGUAAUUUGCUUAAACUAUAUUCAUAUUAAAAGGUACCCGUGCUUCUCUUAACCUAAAAAAAAUGCAAGAAACCCACAAGAGCAACUGCACUUAUGUAUUUUUUUUUGAAACCAUAUUUUGUGAUAUUAUUUUGCUGUUGUUCACUUCUACACAGUGUUGUUUAUCAAUACUUAGCUCAAGGUUUAAACUCAGAGUCAUUCUGUUGUAAUAUUUAACAUUUAUCAAACAGCAGUUUUUAGAGUUAUGCUCAACAUUUAAACAUUUUUCUUUUUAAGGUUUCUGAAGAAAGUAUAUAGGUUUCAUCUGAAAAGCCUGAGGCAAAGUACACUAUACUGCAGCUUUAAAGGAUUUUAAAGCAUGUUUGCAAAUGUUGCAACCUAUUGAAGAAACGUGCAUGUACAGCUAAUUUGUUUAUAUACGACAGUUUGUGGAAUUUGAAAAGCCCAUGGUAGUAACUGUUUGCUUUAUAGAUUUGAAUGUAUUGAAUUAUAAAAGCAGUUUCAUGAAAUCAUCAUUAGCUACAAACGUUAACAAGUAAAAUGAAGUAAAAUAAAUUAUUGUUUUAUAUUUCAAACUACUUUAAAUUCUUUUUGUUCCCUUCUGGUUUCACCACCAAGAAUAUUCUUUCUCAGCGUAGCUCCCAUGCUGCAGAAAUGCCUGGACACCCAGUAGAACCAAACCUGAGGGAAUAAUCAGCAUCCUGACUUUGGGGGGAGUUUGGAUUAAGGUUUUCUUGAGGGAAGGAGAGAUGGAGGGAAGAGGCAAGGAAGAAGUGCAAGGACCGCCAAGAGCAGAACCAAGCAAUGCUUAUCUUCAACUCACAAGGUAUUUAAGAUGAACUGUAAGAAAGAAAUAGGACUUCUACUCUCCUGAUUUGCUGUGGUUUGUGGUUGGUUAGCAGUAUAUAAGACCCACCUACAGACUUUGGUGUGGGUGUACAUUAAAAACAGACAGUACAUAAUUUAAAGCAUAUAUAAGUUAUAGCAAAUAAAUAUAUGAAUUAAAAGAGAUGGUGAAAAAAGACAAAGUGGUGUCAAAGAGGUAUCACACUUCUUUUUUUCUUUUUCUGAUUAAGAAUUCAGAUAUAAAUUGGAAUGUCAUGCUGGAUCAGGUGAUGUACACUCAUGAAUAGCUUCAAGAUUCCCCAUCCCCUUUUCCCUUGAAAACUUGCUUCGAAAGCCUUCUAAGUUUUUGUUCUGGACUCUUCUGUCAUAACUAUACAAAACAAAAAUUAAAAUCUUGCUGAUAGAAGUAAAAAGUUAGAAGGGGAGAGAUUAACAGCUUCUUGGUGCCUGUUCUGUCUGUCGCCAACAAGGAAACAACAGAUUUGUUCGGGGGUUUUUCCCCUCCCUCUGUGGGCUAGCACUGAAUUGCCAUUGAAUGUGUGUCUGCCAUACUCCACAGUAAACUUCUACAUACCCGAAAAUGCACUUUCAGCCCACGUAAUCUGGCACUCAUGUCAAUAAGCCUCUGCAAAUUUAUCUUCAAACUCUUUUAUUUUCCUCUGGGAUAAAGUGCUAGUCCUACUGUAGCCUGUGAAAGAUUUUUGUAUUGACUUUGUUCGAGCCGGGAUUUCACCUGACGUACACCAGCCAUUAUCAUCACAAGUGGUACAGUGGGAAGAAUACAGGAUUUGCACACACACUGCUUUCAGUGUAAGACAUUUUCUAUCUCAAAUCUGCUUUUCUCUGAGUUCGUGUUCUGUUCAUCCCAACUGCAGGCAUGAGAGUCAUAGCAAAAUACUAAAGCACACAGACUCAGCAGCACAGGCAGAGCUCUGAUUAGUGUGGAAUAAAAAUUCUUAAAGCAGGCAUGAAAGAACGGUUAAACCAUCUUUAGUCUAGAUAGGUUUAAAUACUAAAUCUACUCUAAAUACUGGAGUAAGAUUUGAAAUGUUCUAAUAAAUAAUUAUCAUCAAGGUGUUCCUCAUGAAAACAGUCUCCUUUGGAUUAACCUCACAGUUAAUGGCACCAGUUGCAUAAAUGCUGAGCAUUGUAUAAAUGUGUGUAACAGCAGAAACGUAUUUGGGAAUUCAAGUGUGAUGUGCAGAAGUUACACCAAAGCAUCAACAGUAUAAAAUUUACAUUCUUUAAGAUGUUGAAAUAAAAGUAUUGGCCAA